GGGUCUUGUAGGAGAGUAGGCUAGGAUGGCCUAGAUGUUGUUGUAGAAUUUUUGGAAUAUUGGCUUCGGCAUGGAUAGCCUAGGCAUUGGAGUAGAACUUGUAUACCUACUUCGGCAUGGAUAGCCUAGGAGUUGGUGUAGAACUUGUAUUCCUGCUUCGGCAUGGAUAGCCUAGGCGUUGGUGUAGAACUUGUAUUCCUGCUUCGGCAUGGAUAGCCUAGGCGUUGGGGUCGAAUUCUCUUUUGAAGUAGAGGUCCCUGGCUAAACUUGUAUGGCCAUUGGGGAUUUUUUGGACUUUGAUCUUUGUAUGGGCUAGUACAAGAUAGCCCCCAGGCUUGAAUGUUGAUUUUUUUGUAUUUCGAAUGAUUUAGCAUGCCUCGUCAUACCCAUAGGAAGCUCGUCGAACGUUCGACAGUUCGAGCGGCUAUGGAGGAUGCUUUGGAUAAUGAGGCGGCGGCAACGGACGUGCCGGGGCCGGGCAUGGUACCACGGAAAACACCUACCUUCGAGGGCACUGGCUGGCGGCCUUCGAAUCUUGCAUGUCGACAAGAGUUCCAUCUGUCCCAGCAGCCACGCGUUGGCUUGGUGAGUUUUGUACUGUGUUUUGAACUUAUCUCUUGAUCUUGUACAGAUCUUGAACUGAUCCACCCAUUUGUAGGCUGACGGGGAGCCGAUGCGCAUAUUUUGGUCUUUGAGGGAUCUUUGUACUAUUUUCCCGACUGUCUAUGACGACGAGGAGGCUCAAGCGAUCUGUACGCAGACGGGUCUGGUUGAUUUCUGGAAUACUUUGGGAAGCGCCCAAGGGAGGACGGGCGUCAAAUCUCGACUACAGGCCCUGCUGGAGCGGUGGUGGGAUACCACCAACACUUUUCAUAUGAUAUGGGGGGAGAUCACCAUUACCCCUUUCGAGUUUGCCAUGAUCACAGGCCUCCCCUUUUCUGAGAGGGAGGUGACUUUCGAUCCCAAAUUGACAUGGCAUCCGGAUGGUGUCAGUGAUUUGAUUGGCCCUGUUGUUGAUUUGACUUCGGAGGACACCUAUGCCCCUUUGACGGUGAUUAUGGCUGGGAUCCGCAGGACGGACAUAUCUGCGGAGCAGAGGGUUAAGCUCUUCCUCCUGGCCCUUGUGAGUAGAGUGAUGGCCCCGGGUAGGAGUAGUCGGGUGCUGGUUGGCUUCCUGGGGGCUUUGAGUGACUUGAGGGUUGUUUCAGACCUCAACUGGGGUGGUCUAGCGUACAACCACCUUUUGUAUGAAAUGAAGAACGCCUCUCGGACUGCACCGGAGAGCAAGGCGAGUGUUGCUGCUUUGUGGAGCGUGUUGGAGAUCUGGGCGUACGAGCAUUUUCUGACCUUGGCCCCAGCUCGCCCUGGGGUUGCAGCUUAUCCGUAUGCUGCCUCUUGGGUAGGAGCGGUGCGCAGUGAUGUGUCUUUGGAGAACUUUCGCCGAGCUUUACGGGUUUGGCCUGUUGGACAGGUGGUUUGGUGUCCUUUUGAUGGUGCGCCUACACCUGAUUCGUCCAUGCGGGCCUACUUCUUGUCUGGGUGGUGGGUCUUGCUCCCGGGGGUGUAUCGUCACAUGUGGUAUCUGGGGGAGCGAGUGUCUCUUCAACAUAGUACGAGAGGCAGGCUCGUCCCUAAGAACCCUCCAGAGACCAUGUUGGCGAAGAUUGAAGAUGUUGCCCAGCUCUAUUCAGAUGCCAUGGAGGCUGGGGACGAGUCCAUUUGUCUCCCUUGGAGAAUUUUAUAGAUAGGAGAGGCAGUCAUGAUGGCCUUUUGGCGAGGCUCGCUCCACCUGUACGCUUUGUGCUGCCGGAGGACUAUAUCGACCCGGAGGAUGUUCCCUAUGCUGACAGGGUAUCUGCCAUGUUGACUCGGACGGAGAGCGGGUGGAGGUUACCGUUCCGGUGGCUUCUCCUCCACAUCGGAGGGCGUACGAUGCAGUACCGGAGCAUUAUGCAGCUACGCCUCGGGUGAGGGUGUAUCGUUGGAUGCUUGUGAUUGACUCCCUAAAGAGGCACUGCGCCAAUCUAACCAAGAAGCUUACUGGCCGGGAUAGAGAGGAGCCUUCUGUGACUGUGAGAUUUUGUAUUCAUGAAGCUUGUACAUGGAUGUUUGAUUCUUGAAUAUUGAAUUUUGUAUAGGAGCGUCGUCGAGGUCGCGGAGAUUCUAUGGACAAGGGGUCCCCAGUGGAUACUUCGAGAGAGCAGGCCGGGCAAAGCUUAGGUUAGGGCCUGGGUCCUAGUACUGGUACUCGUCAGAGGCAUUCUGAUGUUGAUAGGGGAGUUGUUCCCUUUACACAUGCUAAGCCUACCAGGCAUUCUGUUGGAGGUAUGGGCAGUCAGAUGCCUUUUACACCUCCCCCUAGUACUUAUUUCGGAGCGAGUAGCUCCCAGCCUUGGAGUGCAGGAUCUUGGGCUUACUGGUAUGAUGUGGACCGGAUGCGCCAAGUCCGUGAUUUCGAGAUGCAGCGUCAAUUAAUGGUGAUUCCGCAGUCUUAUCAGUACCCUUCCUAUCAGCAGAGAAAUCAUCCGCCUCCCGGUACCCCUCGUAUUUUGGAGCAGGAGCCUGUUACCCCUGGGAUGGGGCUAGAACGGGAUGUGGAGCGUUAUAUGAGCCGAAACAGGAACAAGGAGCCUGUGAUUGACAUUGCGGCUGAUGAUGAUUCUGAUUGAUCCUGCAUGGUAGCGAGUUCCAGCUUGGCUCGGCUGGACUUUUGUAUGAGGAUUUUUGUAUGGAUUUUUGUUGCUUGUACUUGGAGUGUAUGUACUUGGAUUUUGAAAAGUUUGGAAUUUUUGG
This is a messenger RNA of Spinacia oleracea (spinach), 2793 nucleotides long. RefSeq names its product protein MAINTENANCE OF MERISTEMS. The record is from RefSeq and is a predicted model, not a curated record. NCBI's taxonomy places the organism in Eukaryota, Viridiplantae, Streptophyta, Magnoliopsida, Caryophyllales, Amaranthaceae. Gene Ontology annotation, biological process: meristem development; meristem maintenance. The transcript has 5 exons. Bases 674 to 1744 code for a protein of 356 amino acids.